GAUGUUUUGAUGGAUCCCGGAUGCCCGGGGACUUCUAGAGAUGGACUUGGGCAGGAGGAAACCCCAACACAAGGCGCUCAUCCCUUGUUUUUCCCCAAAUCAGGAUUUUCCACCCCUAGGCCCAGUGGAGCAGGAGGAGGCUGCGAGAAAGAAGAACAUGGCCCAGGAGCCCCAGGCAGACAAGGAGCUGAGCACAGAGAGCAGGGAGGACAAAUCCCCAUGGCAGAACCUGGUGGAAGAGGCCGUUUGCAGCGGCUCCACGGCGCAGGAAUCCAACGGGGAAGAAAGCCACAGAGAUCCCGCACCAGGAGGGGCUGCAAACGCAGAUCACGGGGAUCUGAGGAGGAAAGACCCAGCCUGGGCCGGGCAGGCCGGAGAUGGAGCCAGAGCUCAGACCUGGUGGUCCAUGAGCAUUUUCGUGAUGGGGAGAAGCCCCACAAGUGCUCAGAGUGUGGGAUGAGCUUCAGAUGGAGGUCCCUUCUGAUCCGCCACCAGAGGAUCCACACUGGGGAGAGGCCCUACGAGUGUGGGGAGUGUGGGAAGAGGUUUCACACCAGCAGCAGUCUCCUCAAGCACCAGCACACACACACAGACGAGAAGCCAUUCCGCUGCCCUGACUGCGGGAAGGGAUUCAGGCAGAGCUCUCACCUCAUCUCCCACCGGCGCAUCCACACCGGGGAAAAGCCCCACGAGUGUGAGGAGUGUGGGAAGAGCUUCAGUCACAGCUCCAGCCUGAUCCGGCACCAGAGGAUCCACACUGGGGAAAGGCCAUACAAAUGUGGCGACUGUGGGAAGGGCUUCAUUGUGAAUGCCCAAUUGAUCUGCCACCAGAGGAUCCACACUGGGGAAAGACCAUACAAGUGUGAGGAGUGUGGGAAGGGCUUCAGGCACCGUUCCAGCCUAAUCGACCACCAAAGGAUCCACACUGGGGAGAGGCCCUAUGAGUGUUCUAAGUGUGGAAAGAGAUUUCCCACCAGCUCUGAUCUCAUCAAGCACUACCAGACACACACUGAGGAGAGGCCGUAUGAGUGUCCUGACUGCGGGAAGGGCUUCAGGAAAAACUCCCACCUCAUCCGCCACCGUCGCAUCCACACUGGGGAGAGGCCCUACGAGUGUGAGGAGUGUGGGAAGAGCUUCUCCCGCAGCUCAACCUUGACCCAACACCAACGGAGGCACCAGUAAGGGAAGCCCUGCGAGUGCUCUGAGUGCGGGAAGACUUCGUGCGCUGCUCCAACUCCAUCCCCCACUGAAGGACCCACAUUGAGCAGAGCCCUGGUGACCCACAUUCCCUGGGGUCCAUGUUGGGAAGACACCUACCUGGUUAUCCUUUUGUUUUGACCUUUGUUUUUCUCUCUUUUCCAUCUCUUUGUGCUCCUAAAGCCAAGAGAGAUCGAUCUGUCAUCUCAAAACCCUUCAAAUCCCACAGGAAAGACCUCAGUUUUGACUCAAAAAGGCUCAGUCCCACGUCCAAGUACCUUGUUCUCUCCUCAAAACAACUCAAUCCCACA
Molecule: messenger RNA, 1508 nt
Organism: Oenanthe melanoleuca
Lineage: Eukaryota; Metazoa; Chordata; Aves; Passeriformes; Muscicapidae
Product: zinc finger protein 239-like
Exons: 2
Coding region: 10-1182 (390 amino acids)
Biological process (GO): regulation of transcription by RNA polymerase II
Cellular component (GO): nucleus
Molecular function (GO): DNA-binding transcription activator activity, RNA polymerase II-specific; RNA polymerase II cis-regulatory region sequence-specific DNA binding
Source: RefSeq, a predicted model, not a curated record